Messenger RNA from Scheffersomyces coipomensis, 1284 nucleotides. RefSeq lists its product as uncharacterized. Bases 1 to 1284 code for a protein of 427 amino acids. The transcript has 2 exons. NCBI's taxonomy places the organism in Eukaryota, Fungi, Ascomycota, Pichiomycetes, Serinales, Debaryomycetaceae. The record is from RefSeq and is a predicted model, not a curated record.
AUGACAGUCCUGAACCAGCCAGUUAUUCCUUUUGGAAAGAAGUUCCGUGAAACUUACUUUAAACAAUUCGAUAGUAAAAUCACUCCCGUUAAUCAUGGAUCAUAUGGUGCUUCUCCCACAAUUGUAUUAGAAAAAUAUUAUGAACAAUUGAAAAGAAAUUACAAUUAUCCUGAUUAUUUUUUUAGAGUUGAGAUUUUAGAAGGAUAUGAAAAGUCAUUAAAAGCUGUUAGUGAAAUCCUUAAAUGUGAUUAUCGUAAUCUUGCUAUAGUUGAUAAUGCUACUAGUGGUGUGAACACUAUCUUGAGAAGUUAUCCAUUCGCAAAGGGGGAUAAGAUUGUCAUUCCAAGUACGGUGUAUGGUGCAUGUCACAAUACUGUGAAAUUCUUACAGAAUAGAUAUGGUAUUGUCCCUGUUAUUAUUACCUUAGAUUAUCCAAUUGAAGAUGAUGAAAUUAUUAGUAAAUUUGAAAACGUGUUCAAGAAAGAAUCGCCAAAGUUAUGUUUAUUUGAUACUGUUAUUUCAAUGCCAGGGGUUAGAUUCCCAUUUGAAAAAUUAACUGAAUCAUGUCGUAAAUAUGAUGUGUUAUCAUUAAUUGAUGGUGCUCAUAGUAUUGGUUUAGUAACUUCCUUAAAUUUAGGUACUUUGAAACCAGACUUUUAUACUUCCAAUUUACAUAAAUGGUUGUUUGUUCCAGCGGGUUGCGCUGUAUUAUACGUUGAUUCAAAACAUCAUCAUCAAGUUCACACCAUGCCAAUCUCCCAUUCUUAUCUUGACGAUAAAGUUAAUUUAGAUGAAGAAGGUGAAAAGACUAGAUUUGUUGAUACAUUUGCAUUCUUUGGUACUAAAAAUUAUUCUUCAACUUUAGUUAUCCCUGAAGCUAUCAAAUUCAGAAAUGAAAUUUGUGGUGGUGAAGAAACCAUUAAUAAAUAUUGUUAUGGUUUAGCUCAGGAAUUAGGUGAUUUAUUAGAAAAUUCAAAGGGUACUUUAUCAAAUGCUUUGAUUACAAUUGAAGUACCAACUGAAAAGUAUGGUAUUAACAUAAAAUUAAUUGAAGAAAAGUUUGAAGCUUUUGUUAAUAUUAUAUUUUCCAAGAUGUUUACUGACUAUAAUACUUAUAUUCCAUUAUCAGUUCAUAAUCAUAAGUUAUAUGCUAGAUUUUCUGCUCAAAUUUAUAAUGAAAUACUGGAUUACGAAUAUUCAUCUUCAGUGAUGUUAGAAAUAUUAGAAGGUUUAAAAAAUGAUAAAGCUUAUGUGAAAUUAGCAAAACCAUAUUCAAAAUUAUAG